Messenger RNA from Musca domestica (house fly), 753 nucleotides. RefSeq lists its product as uncharacterized. The transcript has 2 exons. The record is from RefSeq and is a predicted model, not a curated record. Lineage: Eukaryota; Metazoa; Arthropoda; Insecta; Diptera; Muscidae. The coding region runs from base 1 to 357 and encodes 118 amino acids.
AUGCUUAUUGUCAAGGUUUUAAUUUUAAUUAAUUUUUUUAUUGUUUCCACCACAAAAAACAAUACUUGUUUUUUAUUUGCAGUCUAUACAUUUACCACCGGUCAACGCUCAUCAAUAAAAUUGGUUUACAAUGGCUACACCUUUGUCAAGUUCAUGGAAAACUCUCGUGGCACAAAGUGGAUUUGUGCUACACGUUCAUCAACAAAAUGUCGGGCUCGUGUUCGCACCACUCAAGAUUCAAAAUUGGAAAUCUUAUUUGGCGAACACAACCAUGGUUUGAAACAAAUGAAAACUAAACUUGAAGAUAAGACUAGAAUUGAUAGGUUAAUAGAAAAUAUGAAGCAAAAUAUUGAUUAAUAUAGACAUGAUAAAUAAACAACGGAAUUUUAAAUUAGUUUAACUUUUAAGAGAUUAAAAAAAUCAUUUUCAUUUAUAUCAAGAAUAUGAAAUUAAGAUUCAUUACGCAAUAAACUAAAUAACAUAGAAUAAAACUCAUUUAGCAACUAGGGCAUUAGACAUAACUUAAAAAAAUUGUCACAUGAUAUCAUGGCGGGGUACUUAUUCCUUAUGCUUGGGAUCAGUGCAGCAUAACAACUAAAAUAAUUAUGGCGUCCCAAUUUAUCCAAUAUAUUGCUGGAUAUAUAUACCAAACUAAGAAAACAUUCAAAUUUUUAUUUAAAAAUGAUGUAGCUAUAAAAACAUAUGUUGAGAUUAUUUUUAAGAAUAUCAUUUAUUCAAAUCAAUAUAUCGAAA